This is a messenger RNA of Enterobius vermicularis (human pinworm), 429 nucleotides long. NCBI's taxonomy places the organism in Eukaryota, Metazoa, Nematoda, Chromadorea, Rhabditida, Oxyuridae. The record is from the annotation of a GenBank genome assembly.
AUGAAAUUUCCUCCGGUGAAACAAACGAGGCUGGAUCGUCGUUAUGACUGGGUUGGUCCGCCUGAUAAAGUUUCCAGAAUACGUCCGAUUCGGCUGAGAAGGCUUCACGACGAAACUUCUACAGAACGAAAAUUUCGAGAAUUUUGGGAAAAUAUGAAUGAGUGGAAUCAUCGAUUUUGGGAAACUCAUAAUCUCUUAUACGAAAAAAGAAAGGCUGAGUUUAUUGCACAUAAAAAAAGUAAUUCGCUUUUGCACGAGAAGCCGACCGCUAACGAAUUGUCAGACUUUUAUAAGAGUUUCUUAAACGAAAAUUACGAAAGUUUGGCUGCAUACAACAGAGAAUGGUACUCUAGGAACUUUAAACUGCUUUGGUUAGCCGCACAGGUCAGUGUUGUUCGAUUCCGGCGCAUGUUUUUCAAAUGGUUUUAG